UAAGUUUUAUUUUGAAAGUGUAUCGUGGACCGGUAAUCUACCCUCUGUUCAGUUUCCCUAAUGUACAUUCGAGGGAACAAGCUAGAUCUAUCCUCUCCACUGCAAGCUUUAUUCCAUUUGAAAUCUAGAUCAAAAUCAUUUGUGGGCCAAUGACGCGACAUCCCGAUGUCCGGGCUUUUGUCAACUGGGUGGAGUUGCAGGAAUGCAAGCUAACGACCCAGAGCUAGCAGUGACACUGCUAACGUCGACGGAGGUACAUGGAGUGAACUAACUCCGGGAAAUUCGGACAAGUUUGCUGAACAAUCACGUCGGCUAUAUGACAUUAAAACGUCAAAUCAUCGUAAUGUACUUCCGCAUUAAACGACCCUAAAACAGGUGUUGCCGAAAGCAAGAUAUGGAAACCAGAGGUGUUAACUAAUAGAUGCUGUAUUUUUAUGGUGUAGACCAAAGUAAUGCAAAACAGAACCCCGCUGAUAUUUUUGUAUUACCUGGACUGACAGUCUACGUGUGCUUUUCCAAUAAGCUUACUAACAAGUAAAGCAAGGGAAGCUAAUAAGUUGUCAGUAUUAAAUGAGAAACCAUGACCGCUGUGGUCGGAAGCGCAUGGGGGUGGGUUCGCUCCUGGGGUAGCAGCAGUAGUGCUGUGUCUGAGAAAACCAUAAUGAAGGAAGUUGAAAACAAUAGGGCGAGGGGCACCAGCGAAUGUACUGUCAGUUUAAAAACUUGGACCUCUUGGUUUUGGGGAGGAUGGAAUCGACAAAAAGAACAAAUUAGUCCUUUAGAGGACGAGUAUUGGGAGGCUCCAGAGAAACUUCAGCCUGUGGAAACUGAAGAACUCUGGGCAGGGAAAAAAGAGCCAACUGUUCAACAUGUUCCAAAAUGGUGGAAUAAAUACCUUCCUACGUCGUACCUUCCUUGGACAGCGAAAACACUACCAAGUGGACUCAGGAGAAGAAAAUGCCACAUCAGCAAAACCGAUCGGGAUAUUGAUGGGGACUUUUCAGACUACAAAACACCUCCUCCAUCCCCAACACCACUUUCCCGGCUGACUUCACCUUUCAGACUCUUUGUGCACAACCGACAUGUGGAAUUGUACCCAGAGCACUAUGAAAUUUGCUUUAACUUCCUCCGCCACCUGUUUGACCUGUUUGUGGUGGGAUUUCUGUGGAUUGUGUCACCUCCUGUCAAGCUGAUCUUGGAGAUUGUGGGCAUCCAGGGACCACUGAAGCUUUGGCUACAUGGCAUGGCAAUGUUUUUUGUGUCCACUGUGGGAAUGGCUGGACUACUUUGGCUGAUCCAGGAGCAUCUCCCUGAGUUUGCGUUGAUUUACGGCAUUGUGCAAGCCUUAGUGAUCUCUGUCAGCUUAAAAAAGAGUGUGCUCUUUGGAAUGGAAGAAGAACAAACCGUAAUGGAGGUGGAGAACAGAGAAACUGAAUUGACAGAUGAAGACAAAAAAGAAAAGCUCAUCUGAUCAAAGGACAAGACAAAGACAACUUAAAGCUUCUGAAGCCGCAUACAACUUGUGACCGGGCCGGCACAUUCGGGAGUCUCCCGGAAAAAUCGGGAGGGUUGGCAAGUAUGGUCGAGAUGGAGCGCCGUCAAACUGUGCCUCUACUGUGGACAAGCGGUUCAUUCCAAGGCUGGCUGCUCUUUUUGCCGUUGGCCAGGGCAACCUGCAGUUAUAGCUAAAUCGUGUGGGGUUGUCAUCUUGGACCCUCCUCCUGCAAGACUUUAGAUUCAAGGUACUCUGUUUUGGCCUGGCUCAUCUUCCAAGGUGUUAUCACAAAACAAGCGGAUGGCUGUUUUGUUGAUGAGAGUUUUGCUAAAGAAAAACAAAUUCUUAUUGUUUCAACCAAGCUUGUAGUAGUGCACUCACUUGACGGGUGUCCCCUGGCUACCGUGCCACAUCAGACCGAGAUACUUUGCCUUUCCCUGUCCGGUAACCACACUAAAGUCAUUAGCCUUUUAGUUAUGCCUUCAUGCUCUGCACAGAUUGUUCUUGAUUUUACCUGGCUUCAUCGACACAAUCCCACAAUCAACUGGGCUACCUGUAAAAUUAGCAACUGCAGUAUUUCUUGUCUGCCUUCUUUCUGCCCCCCCACUCCUCUCCCAGGAUCGGUUCCAUGGCCCUCAGACUCUAUUGAUUUAAUCCGACUCCCUGCUAUUUACCAGAUAGUCUCAACGAGGUAUUUUGCAAAGACCGUGCUAUGUCUCUACCACCACACUACCCCUAUGAUUGUGCCAUAGAUCUACUUCCAUGUUCUCCUCUGUCUAGUUCCCGACUAGAUAACAGGUCCCUCCUUUCAUGGAUUGGUUAUCGCGAGCUCAAUGGUAAAGAACAAAUAUCCUCUUCCGUUAUUAGACACUGAUUUUACGCCUCUUUACAGUGCCGCUAUAUUUUCCAAACUGGAUUUACGCAAUGCAUAUCACUUGGACCGCAUCAAAGAGAGAGUGAAAAACUGCUUUCAAGACCCUGUUAGAUCAUUUAAAAUACCUGGUUAUGCCUUUUGGCCUCACUAACGGGCCUGCGGUUUUGAUAAAUGAUAAAUGAUGUGCUGCGUGAUAUGGUAGGCCACUUUGUUUCCGUUUAACUUGACGGCAUUCUCCUUCUUUAGAAACUCACCUUAAACAUGUCCACCGUCUACUGGAAAAUCAUCUUUUCGUAAAGGCAGAAAAAUGCGCUUUACAUCCGUGCCAGUCUGGACCCAAGGAUUAAAGACGAGCUGGUGGCACGCCAUGACUUAAUAUAUAUACUUACAGCAUGUGUAUAAAACAUUGUUUAGAGCGCUCUAUAGGCUAAAUAGAUUGAAUCCCCAUUAGCUACAAGAAGAUAAGAUACCUACAGCUAGCAUUUAUUUACUAUUUAGAAUGCAUAAAUAAAAGAAAAACAUGUGUGCUUGUUUGGCAAAAUUCCCAAAAUAGAGGAAAUGCACUUUUAUUUUUAUUUAGCCUAUCAUUCUUAAUCCUUUUGUAAGACAAAAACACAUGUUUUCUUGUUUGAUGCAUUCUAAAUAUUAAAUAAACUCGAUCAAAUGUCUGCUUACAAUGUAGCCUAUGAUAGUCGCUCUAUUCUGCCAAUAAAGCCCUUAAAAAUUAUUCAAACAUAUAAAUAUGCUGUAAAUAUACAUGUAAUUUAGUAACAAAUACAUUUAUAAUAACAUGUAAUAUUUAUGUAUUUUGAUCAUUUUAAGCGUACGGUGGCUUACUAAUUUCAGAAACGCAUCACAACACUAGCCUUUUUCUUUUAACAAGAUCAUUGAUUACUACUCACGGCAGAUGUCAUGAGAGCAAACAAACAUAAUAAAACAUCACUUACUGUACAAUGUCUGCUUUCGCUGGGAUGCCAACUGUUAGGAUGUUCAUAGAUUCCCACUAAGAAAAAAGCGGGGUGGAAAAAGCGUCUUGCAGGGUCUUUUUCAAUGGUCCCGCGUCUAAGUUGGCUGUUAAUGUGUACCAACUUCUCGGUUUAGGUCCACGUAAUUUUACUAUCCAGGUGAGAGGCAUGAUUUAUAAUCUAUUAUUAACUUUCACAAGCUCAGAGGCGAGAAAGCAGUUCAGCAGCUGAUGAUGUCAAUACAGCAGCAUAAGGAAGUCGCCUCUCUCUGAUUAUUGCGCCGUUAAAGGUAGGUCUUUCAUGUUGGCGCUAAUACUUGGUUAGUAUUCAGGUCCACCCCCGCGCGACCCCGAACGGGACAAGCGGUAGAGAAUGGAUGGAUGGACUUCAGGUUAAAGGGGAGAACACCUGGCAUAACCAGGAAAUGUGGGGAAGGCUAGUUGAGGAUCACCAUCAGGUGCGACUUUCUUUGGCUGUAUAUGCCGGUCCUUGGUUGGCUGCAGGCCCCUACGGCUAUAGUCACGUUUGGGUCACGUGUGUGAGAUUUUACCCUGAAGUGAGAAAACAUGGCUGAACUCUGCCAGUGGAUUGCCUCUCUUCUCUCUACCGAAAAUGUAUGAAAAAAGCGACGUCUAUAAUAUCACUUUUGUUCUCUUUUUUUUCUAGGGCAGUGAUUCUCAAGCUGGGGUACGCGAGCUCCAUUUAGUGGUACGCCAAAGAAUCAAUUAAUUGAAUAUUCAAACAGUGUUACUAUUUAAACUGAGUAAUGUUACAGUGGCCAAAAAUUUUCAAUAUAAUCUCUGCCUUUUUUAUGAAUAUUUAGGCCUACUACGCUACUGUAUUUUAAUAUUGGUCAAGUGUUUUCUAAGGUGGUAUUUAGUGAAAAAAGUUUGAGAACCACUGCCUUCGGGUCAAAAUGUGAGCAUGUGACAAACCCUGGAAGUGUCGAGUGUGACCUGUCGGCCAUGUGCCUUCUCGUCAUAUGGGCUGGUUUCUUCAAAGGCUGCAGACCGUGGGAGACACAUCAGUCAAGAUGGGGGACACCAGCAGAUGGAGAUAAUCAAGAGUCAUCUUCCCUCCAAUUACCCUUUUCAACUGCAGCAAACUUAUGUGCGGUAGCAAAUUUAAUUCAGAGUUGGAGUAGAACUGAUCUUGGCUCUGAGUUUAAUUUUCCAUGGUCCGAGGGAGCAGUGCCAUUAUGUCACAAGUGUUAAGUCUCUAAAAUUUGUGGGCAAACCUUGCCAUAUUAUUCAACAACAAUGCAACAAAAUAUAAUGCAUCUCGAAAGUAUUCACGGUGUGUCACUUUUUUCACAUUUUAUGUUACAGCCUCAUUUCAAAAUAGAAU
Molecule: messenger RNA, 4681 nt
Organism: Nerophis lumbriciformis (worm pipefish)
Lineage: Eukaryota; Metazoa; Chordata; Actinopteri; Syngnathiformes; Syngnathidae
Gene: lg11h6orf47
Product: linkage group 11 C6orf47 homolog
Source: RefSeq, a predicted model, not a curated record